AUGAAUCUAGUGAUUGAAAGACCUUCGAGAGUGAUAAAGAUUUGCAUUGCAAAUGAUAAUGACGGUGAUAAACUUAGCUAUGCAGAUAAGGAGAAUCGUUUUCGAAGAAAAACCGAAUAUGAAACCUGCAUUGAUGAAUGUGCAGUGAGCGAUGAAGUGCCUUUAGAUAUGCAGAACCUGAAUGCCAAGCAUCACAAGAAUAGCAUGUCUAUUGAUUUUUUUGAGCUGAAUGAAGAAGCAAGCUCUGCAAAUGAGUAUGAAGAUGUAGAUUGUUCACAGUAUAAUCGCAACAGGAUGAUAUUCGGAACAAAAUUUAUUGAGGCAUCAUUGAAGAACGACAUACGGGUGAAGAGCACAGUGUUUGCAAAUGAUGCAAUAUUUGUAUAUUUUUUUACUGUAAAUGACUCCAUAUCAUUCUACGAGCAAUUCAAUAUGUAUGCAGAGCUAUCAUUUUCAGAUUUGUCUGGAUUUGAACAAAUCCUUUCCAUGCCUUUUUCUGAGUGGACGAGCUUGAGUCUAAGCACUGCUGAUGGAAUGUGCAUUAAUGAUGAUUGUAUACUUGAUAAUUAUGUGCCAGUAGAGCAAUGCAGUCCAAAGCAUUUUAGUAGCAAUGAGAUGAAGAACCUGCUUUUUCCAGGUACAAUCUAUACUGAGCUACAAGAUAUUAAUCCGUCCAAAAUGUAUACAGGCAUGUAUUCAACAAUAGAGAGUAUAGUGGACCAUAGCAAGAUUUUAAAUGAGAUUAUUUUUGAAAAGAGAUGUGAAUAUUUUCUUAGUAUUAGGAAUUUAUUUUCAAGGGCAGACUUAAAAAGCAUGGUACAAGCGAUUGAGGCAGGUAACACUGAAUUUUUAUUUAGGAACACCAAGGAACUAGCAGUUGGAUGUAAGUCAAACAAAAUUCUUCAGGAAGUUAUUGAACAUCUUUCAGAGGAGAACCUUUUCAGAAUAGUUGAGAAUCUAGGUGAUGAUAUUGCACCAAUAGCAGCAAAUAAGCAUGGUGCUUACGUUGUGCAGAUGCUUAUAUCGAUGGCCAAGUUGCCGGAAACACAGUGUUUAAUUUCAAGAUGCUUUAAAAGAUAUGGAAGGUUUUUGAUAACGCAUGAGAUAGGAAACUAUGCGAUUCAAAAGAUAAUACGGUUUGAUGCAGACCUGAUAUUUGAAUUCUUUGAGUCACGUAUUAUGGAUGUUUGCAACGAUGAGUUGUGUGUAAGAAUACUCAAGAGAUGCAUGGAGUUCUUCUCUGAUGAUAAAUGUGCCAUGCUUCAGAGUGUCUUGGAUGUGCAAGAGAGAAAGCCAAAGGCUUAA
Molecule: messenger RNA, 1305 nt
Organism: Ordospora colligata OC4
Lineage: Eukaryota; Fungi; Microsporidia; Ordosporidae
Exons: 1
Coding region: 1-1305 (434 amino acids)
Biological process (GO): post-transcriptional regulation of gene expression
Cellular component (GO): cytoplasm
Molecular function (GO): mRNA binding
Source: RefSeq, a predicted model, not a curated record